AAACAAAGAAAUCAAGUGCUCCUCCUCCACAAGUGAAAACCAAAACCAAUCAAGUUAGCUGUGAUUCAGGUGGCAAACCCAACCAAUCAGGCCCCCGAAGACGGCUCACCCGUUGACAGGCGUUGACAGGCGACAGGAUGCCGGGCGUAGUCUUUCUAAUCGUUGUGCCGACGGCAAAUUUCGAACGUGAGCUGAUUUACGGCACUUCAAAUAAAGCUAACACCGAGACUUCUGCCGGGACUAUUGGUAGCCAUGGAAACCAACCUGUGGUCGGCGCGGGCGGACCAGGAGGGGCUGGUGGCGGUGGCGGUGGCGGGGGAGGUGGCAACAAUAAUCUGAACAUCAAUCUUCCGGAGAAUAACAACACAAUACUACGACUCGAAGUUGAAUUACGUGACAAGAAUGUGCCCAAGUAUCGACGCGGUGUGGUCGGUGGGCGUGGUGGUGGAGGUGGCCGUGGAGGUGGUCCAGGAGCUGGACGUGUCGGUGUUGCCGGUCGACCAGAAGCAGAGGGGCCUAAGCGUACUGCAGGAGCCCUAGGAGGUGACACAACUGCGACAACUGCGUCGCUGGACAGACGUAAUUUAGUGGUGCCGCUUGAAAAGGUACUUGAGGAGUUACUUGUCAAGCUUGAAAUUGAGCACGUUACUUGGACAACAAGCAAAAAAGGUUAUUUUCAUCACGUCGUUUUUCCGCUGCAAGCCGGCGACGCCUGCGAGACUACUCUGCACUGUCUCACGGAACUGGGCAUUGGCACUAAAUUGAAUUCCAGUGUCAGCGUUCUGCCGUGCAGCGUUAGUUAUGAUGCCAUCACAGAUGCGUCCAACAUGCGGGAUGACUACAGCGACGAUGCCGAGGACGUCUCGAAGUGGAACACUUUUGUGGAAUCAAUUAAAUCGAAAUUAACCGUAAAACAGGUGGUGGACGGCGUACGGGCCGGGGGCUCCCUGUCCUUUGACUAUCUGCUGCUAAUUGUUACCGCCGACUCUCUGGCCGCCCUCGGACUGGUCGAGAAUAAUGCACCAAAUAUUGUUGCGGCCAUGUUGGUCUCGCCGCUUAUGGGGCCCGUAAUGUCGAUAACAUUCGGUGCAAUUAUCUCCGACAAAGAGCUAAUGCGCGUUGGCUUCCUCUCCCUCGGACUGGGCAUGUUCAUCUCCCUGCUUUUCGGCUUCGUUUUUGGUCUUAUUCUGGGCACCACCGAAAUGCCUUGGGGUCAAAAUUCCGAUUGGCCCACGGAGGAAAUGCGCGGCAGGGGCAAUGUGCGCGCCUUGUGGAUGGGCGUUCUGUGGGCGUUAACAUCUGGCACCGGAGUGGCCGUGGCCCUGCUGCAGGGCUCUGCGGGCCCAUUGAUCGGUGUUGCCAUUUCGGCCUCGCUGCUGCCCCCGGUUGUCAAUUGCGGUCUGUUUUGGUCGCUGGCCUGCAUUUGGCUUAUAUAUCCGGAGAAGCACAUGAGUAUUCCGCACUUGAAGAACGAGCCAAUGAACUCGACCAGCGCGUAUCCCUUCCUCUACACCAGCUACUUGCCCACUGAAUUCCUGAUCAAUGGCAUUGUGUCCGCUUGCCUGACUAUUGUGAAUGUGAUUUGCAUAUUUAUCACCGCCAUAAUAGUACUGAAGAUUAAAGAAGUAUCCGCACCGUAUACUGCUAGUCCGGACUUAAAGCGAUUCUGGGAGACCGAUCUUCGCACUGUGCGCAAGACGAAUCGCUCCACAAUGCGGCACACCUUCUCCCGUGCUCGUGGCAGUGUGGCAGGAGCCGCUAGGGGGAUGGACAAGCUAUUUGGGACCGGCCACUAUCAAGGACUGGAAGAACGCGAUGUCCAAAUGGAUAAUGCCCUGGAGCGUGCCUUAGCCCAGGCCGAAAACGAUGCCACAUUCAAGAAGGUCAAGCGGAUGAGUUAUUCCAGCAAUGCGGCUGGUGAGCUCACGGAACGUCUGGCAAAGAUAGCCGGCCUCAACAGAGUCAAAGCAGAUGGGGAUCCCGUGCAAACAAAUUCGAGCAGCCUGGCUGGAAGCCGGAUGAACUCGAUCCCCAACUCCCAACUAAACGUCGAUCUAAAGGUGCUGGACAAGCUCGUGAGCAGUCUGCUGGAGCAGCAUUCUUCUGGCAGUAAGUCCGCGGAGUCUGGCACCCGUACUCCGCCCCUUCAGCGGCUGGCCUCCAAGAAGUUGAAUCGCUGGCGUCCCUUGUCCCGAUCGGCCCACAACUAUACACGUGGCGAAGGCAGCGAUAACAUUGGAGGGAGCUUCACGCAGCUGCUGGAGCGCACCGAGGCGCAGACAGCCUUGGCCCAGCACGCACCCAACAUGCCGACCAUCAUGGAGAGCAGCGCCGGAAGCCCCACUCCGAACAAUGCGCAGCAGCAGGCCUCCCACCACCCAUGGACCUCCUCGCUGGACGGCACACCGGGAGCAGUGCGUAACGUUCUCCACAACAUCGGCCAGGCUGCCUCUGCGGCCACUAGGCGCGAGGGCGACGAUCAACUAAAUUUGACGAGCAAUUAUGUGGAAUAG
Drosophila persimilis is the source of this 2513-nucleotide messenger RNA. RefSeq lists its product as uncharacterized. The record is from RefSeq and is a predicted model, not a curated record. The transcript is spliced from 13 exons. Bases 138 to 2513 code for a protein of 791 amino acids. Lineage: Eukaryota; Metazoa; Arthropoda; Insecta; Diptera; Drosophilidae.